Liolophura sinensis is the source of this 2841-nucleotide messenger RNA. Its product is annotated as inhibin beta B chain-like. Gene Ontology annotation, cellular component: extracellular region. Gene Ontology annotation, molecular function: growth factor activity; cytokine activity. The record is from RefSeq and is a predicted model, not a curated record. The coding region runs from base 223 to 1977 and encodes 584 amino acids. NCBI's taxonomy places the organism in Eukaryota, Metazoa, Mollusca, Polyplacophora, Chitonida, Chitonidae. The transcript is spliced from 3 exons.
UGGCUAAACGAGCAGGCAGUGCUUCGGGACCCAGUAAAAGGCUUAGCUGACACCCGAAAUUAGGUCGUCGACAAAAGACAGGAACUUUGGGGGUAAAAAAUCGAGCUUCUGGAAUAUUUUACCCAUCUGUUUUAUAGCUGACCGAAUUUUGAAAGCCGCGUGGUUUGUGCGCGCGUGGCGUCUGUGUACACUACAGCGGUAAACCACAGCACUGGGAAGACAAUGUCACAGUACAGAAAGCACAUCGCCAUCAGGGUAUUGCUAAUAACCUUGCUGAACAUCAGUAUUUGUGAACGAGCUCAGUCCGCUGGUGCUCAAUAUUCAACCAUGUCCAGGCUUAGUCAGAGAACCAAAGAAUUCUUCAAACACUCUCUACAAAGAAACCACACAGUACAUGAUACAGAAGCUGGAGAAACAGGCAUAACAGCAGCAACAACCGCCGGUAACACCGACGAGGUCGACUCUCCCCCAAAGGUCCACGGGAAAAAGAAGCACGUUGAUGUUAAGGAAGAAAUGGCACAAACAAAGGAAGGUAGGCCUACUGAAUUUGGCUCAAAGGGCAGCUCGAAGUAUUUAUUAAUGGCACAAAAACAAAAGCAUAGCCAAAAGACAAAACUAGCCCGUCACAAAAAGUCUAAAAGCCAUCAUCACGUAAAGUCGAAAAAGACGAAACCUAAGAACAAAACAAAGCGAAAGAAGUCGAGGAGUGAGGUGGACAGCUUAGCAAGAAACAGUGGAGAUGUGGACACUGUACCUAAAUACCAGCAUCCUGUGGUGGGAAAACUAAGCCGAUACGCAAAACAUGAAGGACAUGCAGUACAACCCCUAUCCAUGCCACUGCGGACUAACAAAAGUACGAUGAAAGGGAAAGACAAGCUGGAAUCCCGGACAGAAGAACGAGGUAAAAGUUCCGCCAAAUCGGCACACUCAUUUGAGUCGUCAACAGCUAUUUCCAACGAAACGUUGCGGGAUGCUGAGGAAGCUUUGCUCCGGGAGAGUCUUCGGAGGAUGCACAUCGAACUGAUUAAGCUGAAAAUCCUGAGGUUAUUGCGCAUGGAGAGUCCACCGAACAUCACAAGACCCAUGCCGAUGAUCCCGCCGCAGUUUCUGGAAGAUUCGGCUCUGAGGGAUGAGCCGCCUAUCCCAGACACCGCCGACUCUUCCCUGCCCUCACAGGCGGUUGUCUUUGCCGAACAGGAGCUGCUGGCUUGUCCGCAAAAAACUGCUAAAUGCGUGAGCUUUGAUCUGGGUAGGUACUCCGGCCAAAGGGCCGAUUCUGCAGAACUGUGGGUGUACAAGGAGUUCGACCCCCAGGAUCAUUACAACCAUACUUUGGUAGUUUACGAACUGGAGGAGCCCGGGGAUGAGAACCGUCCUCAGCUAAGACAGGUGGUCGACGCCCUCGAAACAGACAGACACGGCUGGGUUAAAUUCAAACUGCGGAAAACCGUGGAUUUCUGGCUGGACAAGCCACACCGAAAUUAUGGACUACAGAUAUUCUGCAAGACGUGCAAAGCGGGACGGCAUCGUCUGACACCAAUAGCCACUUCAAGCGAGACUCGACCUGUGCUUAUUGUGCGUUUCUCGGAACGCCAUCGUGUGCCGAGGGGACUCCCAGAUUACUGCCACUCACGGAACAAGGUGUGCUGUAAGGAGAAACUAAAGAUCGACUUCGAGGAAAUCGGCUGGGGAGACUGGAUUAUCUUUCCCAAAACUUUUGAACCAAGUUUUUGUCGCGGUACCUGCGAAACAGCAAGAAGUAUGCCAGGCAUCAACACUCAUCAUUCUAACCUGCUGAAGACAUACAUCCACUCCAUUGCGAACCCUGCGCUCGAAGAGGCCUUGCAUACAGAUUUACAGACUUGCUGUGCACCGACCAAGAUGAGGCGGGUGUCAAUGCUUCUGAUGGAUGAUAGACAAAACGUCAUCAAACAAGAUAUGGAAUUGGUGGUUGGCGAGUGUGGCUGUGUUGUAUAGCCAGCAUUUCCAGUCAAAGGCAAACCAGAAUGAGUUUAAAUAUUUUGAUGACUAAAGAAUACUUGAAAAGGUAUUAUAAAACGAAGAUUAUGAUUUGAAGGAAAUGAAGAAAGAUAUGCCCAAAAGAGUAUAAAAAAAUAUAUAUAUAUUUUUAAGGUAUAUAUCCUCUUUCUAUGCAUAUUUUCCGUGUGAGGCCGGAAAUAUACGGAAAUGACCUCAUCGAUGGACAUACUGGGAACGCGGGGACAGCUUAGCACCCCAAUUCGGGCUCUCGGCCCAACAAAGUUGUUUUGACAGCUACCAUCGUUGACGUAACCACAGCAGGCUACUUAAUUUCCUGCCUGACCACUGGAACCUCAGAAGAACUGUUGCUAUUUUCACGUCCCAAAAAGACAGCUGAUAGGCUUUUUUUGUACUUCAAUUCCAUGUUAUAUAGACCCUACCCUAUCUGAAGAAAUAUAAACCAAGCGCUUCAGGUGUCCCUUAAAGCAAUGCUUCUUCAUUGGAAUUGAGCAUCAUUCGCAUGCGCGAUAAUGCCUGAAGUCACAUUAAAAACGUUUACAAUGCUAGUACACAAUGGAUGUGUAUACUCGUGGUCUGAUAGGAAGUAAAGAGACUUUCGUUUUAAAAGGGUAUUUGACGAUUAUCUCCGUGAAGUGUUAUGCGCAGAUUCCCAACUGUCGUGACAUAUGGUGCUCAAACCUAUUUAUCGUGCUAUUAAUUUCUCCAAGCUUGUAUCCCAAUGUAUCCAAACUGUAGAGUCUUCAAAAAAACUUUAACUCAUCUGAUUUGCAUAAAGCCACGUUCACACGGUGCGAUUUUCGCGUCAACUCGUUGAAUUCAGCAAGUGGAACGAAAAUAGGA